Molecule: messenger RNA, 1056 nt
Organism: Brugia malayi
Lineage: Eukaryota; Metazoa; Nematoda; Chromadorea; Rhabditida; Onchocercidae
Gene: Bma-hut-1
Product: UDP-Glc/Gal endoplasmic reticulum nucleotide sugar transporter, putative
Exons: 5
Coding region: 1-1056 (351 amino acids)
Biological process (GO): UDP-galactose transmembrane transport
Cellular component (GO): Golgi membrane; endoplasmic reticulum membrane
Molecular function (GO): UDP-glucose transmembrane transporter activity; UDP-galactose transmembrane transporter activity
Source: RefSeq, a predicted model, not a curated record
AUGAAAGAAAUGCGUGAAACGAUAACUGGUGAUAGCAAGAAAUUAAAAGAUGAAGGUUAUGUAAAUGAAACAUUAUGGAAACAAGCAGCUAAUCUAUUAUUUUGUGCCGGUGGUACUUUGCUUUGUUAUUUUUGGUUUGGAAUCAUUCAAGAAUCAAUAAUAAAGGGUAAAUAUGGUUCUGAUGGAAAUGAACGUUUCACAUACACACAAGCACUGGUAUUUGUACAAUGCGUUGUAAAUACAAUAUUUGCAUAUGUUUUGACAGAUAAAACGAAAGAUAGUGUGCCAACACACACAUAUGCUAUCAUGUCUACUAGCUACUUAUUUGCAAUGAUUACAAGUAAUCAUGCACUACAGUAUAUACCAUAUCCAACGCAGGUCUUGAGUAAAUCAUGUAAACCAAUACCCAUAAUGGUUUUCGGUUUCCUCUUCGCUAAUAAACGAUACCAUUUGAAGAAAUGUUUCUGUGUUUUGAUGAUUGUAUUUGGUGUUGUAUUAUUUCUGUACAAAGAAAAAACAGAUAUAACAUAUGGAAAAUCUGCUUUCAGUUUAGGUUUUGGUGAACUAUUACUGCUGCUAUCGUUGGCAAUGGAUGGUACCACAGGCGCAAUACAGGACAAAAUUCGUCAGCGGCAUAAGGCAAAUGCUCACAGUAUGAUGUAUAAUAUGAACUUAUUUUCUUCGUUAUAUCUUCUAGUCGGUCUGCUUUUAACCGGUGAAUUUCUCGAUUUCAUGAUAUUUGUGCAAUCUUACCCGAAAAUAAUAAUAGAAUUAUUUGCUCUUGCUGCUGCAAGUGCUCUGGGACAGUUCUUCAUUUUCAAAACUGUAGCAGAGUUUGGUCCGCUCACUUGUUCAAUUGUAACAACAACACGUAAAUUAUUCACGAUGCUCGGUUCAGUGAUCUUGUUUGGUAAUACGCUAACAGGGAGACAGUCUUUAGCCACCGUCGUUGUAUUUACUGGUUUGCUGUUGGAUGCUAUAGAAAGUAAAAGGAAAGGAUCCAGUGGCAAAGUUAAACUCGCUAAAGAAAGCGAUGUUCAAAAUAAAUCGUUGUAA